Molecule: messenger RNA, 3050 nt
Organism: Drosophila busckii
Lineage: Eukaryota; Metazoa; Arthropoda; Insecta; Diptera; Drosophilidae
Gene: Hsc70Cb
Product: heat shock 70 kDa protein 4
Exons: 7
Coding region: 264-2744 (826 amino acids)
Biological process (GO): protein folding
Cellular component (GO): nucleus; cytosol
Molecular function (GO): ATP-dependent protein folding chaperone; ATP binding
Source: RefSeq, a predicted model, not a curated record
CAUGUGCUAGAAGUUUCGCUACAAUUUUCAUUACGCUGAAAAACGUGUGUUUAAGAUUGUUAUAAUAAGCAGAAGGCGUUUGUAUUAAAUAUAAUUGGCUAAAAUUUGCUAAAACACAAAGUAACAAACAACAAACCGAAGCCGCCCCUUGAAAAAAAUUACAUACAGAUAUAAAGAGCAACUAGGCAACAAAGUCUAACCAAAUAAUAUACAGUUCAACUAAAUCAAUCAAUCGAAUCGGCAGCCAAAACUAGUGGAAAAAAAUGUCUGUGAUUGGCAUCGAUUUUGGUAACGAAGGCUGCCUUGUAGCGGCAGCCAGAUCCGGCGGCAUCGAGACUCUUGCCAAUGACUAUAGUCUACGCGCAACUCCCUCCUGUGUGGCCUUCGAUGGCAAGAAGCGCAUCAUUGGCGUUGCCGCCAAGAACCAGCAGGUGACAAAUAUGAAAAACACAGUUGGCGGCUUCAAGCGUCUACUUGGCCGCAAAUUCAACGAUCCACAUGUACAACACGAACUUAAGAGCAUUCCAGCGCGCGUUGAAUCGCGCCCCGAUGGCAACAUUGGCAUCAAAGUCAACUAUUUGGGAGAAGAUCAGCAUUUCUCACCCGAGCAGCUCACGGCUAUGCUGUUUACCAAGCUGAAGGAGACUUCGUCGGCUGCCAUGCAAACACAGGUCAAUGACUGUGUGAUUGCCUGUCCCGUGUUCUUCACGAAUGCCGAGCGUAGAGCGCUGCUCGAUGCGGCACAGAUUGCUGGACUUAAUGUGUUGCGCCUUAUGAAUGAGACAACAGCCACAGCGCUGGCCUAUGGUUUCUACAAGAACGAUCUCUUCGAGGAUAAGCCACGCAAUGUCAUCUUUGUGGACUUUGGCCACUCGGCGCUGCAGGUCAGCGCCUGUUCCUUCACCAAGGGCAAGCUGAAGAUGCUUGCAAGCAGCUGGGAUCAAAUUGGAGGUCGUGACAUUGACAUGGCGCUUGCCGAUUUCUUUGCCAAGGAGUUCCUCGAACGCUACAAGAUCAAUGCCAAAACCAAUGCGCGCGCUCAUUUGCGUCUUCUGACCGAAAUCGAGAAGCUAAAGAAGCAGAUGUCCGCCAAUAGCACCAAACUGCCCUUGAACAUCGAAUGUUUCUUGGAAGAUGUUGACGUCAGCUCCAGCAUGCAGCGCUCACAAAUGGAGGAACUCUGCGCCCCAGUGCUAGAGCGUGUCGAGCAGACGUUCAAGAAAUUGCUGGUGGAGUGCAAGCUGUCGCUAGAUGAUAUACACUCGGUGGAAAUUGUGGGCGGCAGCUCGCGCAUACCUGCAAUCAAGCAGCUCAUCGAACAGGUCUUUAACAAACCAGCCAGCACCACACUUAAUCAGGAUGAGGCUGUCUCACGUGGCGCCGCGCUGCAGUGCGCCAUUAUGUCGCCAGCUGUGCGUGUGCGUGAGUUUGGUGUCACCGAUAUACAGAACUAUGCGGUGAAAGUGCUCUGGGACGGCGAUGGCUCUGCCACCUGGAAUGGUGAAAUUGAAAUCUUUCCCCAAUUCCAUCCAUCGCCCUUUAGUCGCCUGGUGACUAUAACUCGCAAGGGUCCCUUCAAUGCAUCCAUUGUGUAUGGCCAGCAAGUGCCAUAUCCAGAUCAGGUCAUUGGCAUCUGGAAGAUCAAGGAUGUGAAGCCGACGGAGCGCGGCGAAAGCCAAGAGGUUAAACUUAAAGUGCGCAUCAAUCAAAAUGGCAUUGUGCUGAUUUCAUCGGCUACACUGGUCGAUCGCAAGGAGAUGGAAGAGGCUGCUGCAGCUGAAGCGGCUGCAAGCGAAGAGAAGGCUGCCGCCAGCGGUGAGCAGGCCAACAAUGCUGGCGAGGCUACUGAAGGACAACAGGAGGCAUAUUGUGAAAAUGAGGAAACAGCCACAACGCCUGGCGGACAAGGGUGGGCAUCACGGGUCAAGGGCUGGUUUGGUUCGGGCUCUGAGAAGACAAAGAAGAAGUCCUCAAAGGCUAUUGAGCUGACCAUGGAUGUGCUGACACAUGGCUUUAAUCCAACAGAUAUGGGCAACUAUACGCAACAGGAGACCAAGAUGAUAGCUAAUGAUCAGAAGGAAACGGAGCGCAUUGAUGCCAAGAACGGUUUGGAGGAGUUUGUCUACGAUAUGCGUAACAAGCUGUCGGGCGGCCCAUUGGAGCGCUAUAUAGUGGAGUCGGAGCGUGAGAAUAUUGUUAAGCAGCUGAAUGAGCUGGAGAAUUGGCUGUACGAGGAGGGCGAGGAUUGCGAGCGUGACACUUAUGUGAGCCGCCUGCGUGCGCUGCAACAGCAAUGCGAUCCUAUUAGGCAGCGUGCCUUUGACUACGAGCAGUGUCCUAGCGCAUUCGAUGAGCUGAAGCACAGCAUUAACAACGCUCGCCAUGCAGUGGGUGAAUUCCGCAAGGGAGUGCCCAAGUACGAUCAUCUGACGGAAACCGAGUUUAUCAACAUUGCCGAAACUGCGGACAAGGCGCAAAAGUGGCUGGACGCCAACCUGGCCAAGUUCACCCAAUCACCACGCACUGCCGACAGUCCUGUGCAGCUCGCCGCGUUGCGCCACGAAAUACAGACCCUCAAUGCCUGUGUCAACUCGGUUGUGACGCGUGCAAAGCCGAAGCCAGCUGCCAAGACGACACCGCCCAAGGAUACGGAACAGAAUGGCGGCGAGCCCGCUGGCAAUACUGACAAAAUGGAUGUGGACGGUCAGGCUGCGCCGACUGAUUCUUCAAUGGAUGUGGAGUGAGCUGCUGCUGCUUGGAUUAUAUUUAUAUAUACAUAUAGAUAUGGUAUUGGCGUAACGAUAAACAUAACGAAAUCAGAAUUACUUAACGUAUACAAAUAUGAAUCAACCAACAACAACAAAAACAACAAAAUCUUUAUGGAACCAAUGGGUAAUUGUUUAUGCACUUUUGUUGCUUAAUCAAUCAGCAGAACAGAAUCAGCCAGUUGUAAACAGAAAUUACAUGUGAAAGCUAAUUAAAAACAAUCGAUUUGAUAAAGUGCAGUUCAGAAGCAACAACAUGACUGCAUUUUUGCCAACACAACAACA